Messenger RNA from Orbicella faveolata, 2477 nucleotides. Its product is annotated as glycogen synthase kinase-3 beta-like. Gene Ontology annotation, biological process: regulation of microtubule cytoskeleton organization; peptidyl-threonine phosphorylation; signal transduction. Gene Ontology annotation, molecular function: ATP binding; protein serine/threonine kinase activity. Gene Ontology annotation, cellular component: cytosol; cytoplasm; axon. NCBI's taxonomy places the organism in Eukaryota, Metazoa, Cnidaria, Anthozoa, Scleractinia, Merulinidae. The record is from RefSeq and is a predicted model, not a curated record.
AGCAAGCGCCAUUGUGAAUUUUGAGUGUCAUUUGCCUUUGGUUCUUUUCCCGUUGGUUGAAACGGUGGUUGUCGUACCUUGAACUAUUUGAUCGGUGGUCUGGCAUCCUCUGCAGGAACUCCUGAAGCGACAAGCAAAUAAUUUGGCCCUAAAUGACCGGAGAAACGUGCAGUUUCAGGACCAUUUCCACAAAUCAUUUUACGGCGUAAGGUGGCUUGAAAGCAACUCUCCAUGUUGAAUAUAAGCUGACGACGGAGAUGUAAUGGUCCGGUGAUCCUUCGGGUUCAUCUACAUCAGAAAUUUUACAAUCAUGAGCGGCAGACCUAGAACGACGUCGCUUGCCGAAUCUAAGUCACAUCCGCCUAAUUUUGGAGGAGUAAAAAUAAGUCGCGAUAAAGAUGGAAGCAAAGUCACAACAGUCGUAGCAACAACAGGUUCAUUGCCUGAUCGGACGCAAGAGAUCAGUUAUACUGACACGAAAGUUAUUGGGAAUGGCUCUUUUGGAGUUGUGUAUCAAGCCAGGAUGUGCGAUUCCACCGAGCUUGUGGCGAUAAAGAAAGUAUUACAAGACAAACGAUUUAAGAAUCGCGAGUUGCAAAUAAUGAGAAAAUUAGACCACUGCAAUAUCGUCAGAUUACGAUGGUUCUUUUAUUCCAGUGGAGAGAAGAAAGAAGAAAUCUAUUUAAAUUUGGUUCUUGAUUUUGUUCCGGAAACUGUUUAUAGAGUAGCUAGGCACUACAGUAAAGCAAAGCAAACCAUUCCCAUAUUGUAUAUCAAGCUCUACAUGUAUCAGAUGUUUCGUUCCCUGGCUUAUAUCCACUCCGUUGGUAUAUGCCAUCGUGACAUCAAACCACAGAAUUUACUUCUUGAUCCAGAAACUGCUGUGCUGAAGUUGUGUGAUUUUGGCAGUGCCAAGGUGUUAGUGAAAGGAGAGCCAAAUGUUUCCUACAUAUGUUCAAGAUAUUAUCGUGCACCGGAACUCAUAUUUGGCGCCACUGACUACACACCCGAUAUUGAUGUCUGGUCCGCUGGCUGUGUAUUGGCAGAACUUCUUCUUGGACAGCCCAUCUUUCCAGGUGCCAGUGGUGUGGAUCAGCUUGUCGAAAUAAUUAAAGUCUUAGGUACUCCAACUAGGGAACAAAUCAAGGAAAUGAACCCACACUACACAGAGUUUAAAUUUCCACAAAUUAAGCCUCAUCCUUGGAGCAAGGUGUUCAGACCCAAGACUCCACCAGAAGCAAUUAACCUGUGUAGUAGAUUACUGGAGUACACACCGUCAACAAGGCUUAUACCUGUGGAAUCUUGUGCACACUGUUUCUUUGAUGAACUCCGUGAUCCUAAUACAAAACUUCCAAAUGGACGUGAUCUACCCCCACUUUUUAAUUUCACACCACAAGAACUCUCAGUCAAACCUUCACUAAAUUCAACCCUCAUUCCCCCUCAUGUGCAGAGGAAUUCUGGAGGGGCUGGUACUAGUGGCUCAGGAACCUCAACAAGUACGGGCCCUGCAGUUGUUGAUGGAGCUGUGGCUUCAGUUUCCACACCUGGCUCCUGAAUGAGAACUGUUAAUAAUAAUAUUAAUAUAAGUUUCUGUCCAUAGGGCCUGCACUGGAGUUGAUCCUUGUAAAAAGAGCACAAAAUUGUUUUUGUUUUUUGUAAAUAGAGUCGAAAUCAAGUUGACAAUGCAGAUGUUUUGUGUGUAUUUAGAGAGUGCACGAGGUUUUCCAUUCUGUUUAAAGUCUUAACUUUUACUUUCUGAAACCCUUGUGCAAAUAAAUCAUGCCUAAUCAACUUGUGUAGGUUAGAUCAAGUACAGUAUUUAAAGGUGUUUGCAAGUAAAGCCAGUGAUACAAAUUAAAAAAAAAAGAACUUACGUACAGUUUCAAUAUGCUAUUUAUUUCACAAGGAAUUUUAGGUAUCCUUUCUUACAUUUUUUGGGUUCUUUUUAUCUGGGGCUGGCUUUGUUUGUAUACUCCAUUAAAGUUUGUGCUCUGUUUUUAGGAAUUAAAGAAGGUGCUGUUUUAUUUUGCAAUGUAUAUGAAUUCUUCCGAGACAACAGAUUUUUAAGCACACCACACUGCAAAAUGUGCAUUUCAACAAUGUUAAUACACUUUUGUACUAAAAUAGCGAGGCUCCGUACAUUAGUAAGAAACAGUAAUCAGUUAUUGGGGAAUUAAAAUUUGAACAAAUCCUGUAAAACAUCAGUAUGGUACUGGAUACUGUAUUUACACUGACAGUACCAAAUAUUUAAAUAAUGUAAAAUAAGUUUCUUCAUUCCUUAUGCCAAAGGCCAUUUCCCCACAUGGCUGUAGAAAGAGUUCCAUUUGUCAUUUGAGUCUGUAUAAAAUUUUAUGGGCUUGUAAAUUUAAGCAAUUUUAUGUUUUUCUUCUUUUAUGUGUAAAAUUUAUAAACUAAUCUUGUACACAUUCUUGUGAGUAUUCUGCCAAGAUAAAAUAUGAAAGUAUUGCAGCUGUCAA